This is a messenger RNA of Pelobates cultripes (western spadefoot toad), 756 nucleotides long. Lineage: Eukaryota; Metazoa; Chordata; Amphibia; Anura; Pelobatidae. The record is from the annotation of a GenBank genome assembly.
AUGAGCCUCAGUGAGUCAGACGUCUCAGAGGACGAGCAAGAGUUGGAAGAAGAGCAUGACGAUGAAUGCAGUCAGUCAACAGAAAAACAAGAGAGUGGGAGUGAGGUGGAAGAGUCCAAGCCAAAGAAGAGGACCAGGCCUGUGAGGUCCAAAGCCAGAAGAGUAGCAGCCAAUGUCAGAGAGCGAAAGAGAAUUCUGGACUACAACCAGGCUUUCAACGCACUCAGGCGGGCACUGAAGCAUGACUUGAGCGGCAAGAGGUUGUCCAAGAUUGCAACCUUAAAGAGAGCCAUCAACAGAAUAUCUACUCUCUCCAUGUUCCUCCACUCCAACACCCAGCAGAAAUGGUCAUGCAGCCAUAUUGAGUGUCACCUUCAAUGUGAUGGAAACAGGCAGCUUGAAAUGAAAGACAACUGUCCUCAAACGUCAUACUUGAUGCCAGGACAGAGCCAUCAAACUGUAUCUUCUAACUCUCCUUAUGGAGAUACCACCCGUCUUCAGCAGAGCCACUCUCCACCCUAUUCUAGGCCUUCGCCAGAGACCCCUUAUUACCAGUGCCAGUAUAAAAGUCCAACACAGGAUGAUUUUAUUCCAGAUGCACCUUAUUACACGCAUGGGAGUUACAGUAUUGGUAUCCGGGGAAAUUUCUAUCAGAAUCAUGUUGAAAACUUUGCAGAAACAUCUACUGGACACUUUCCAUGGCAGUUUGGAUGUCUACAAGGCCCUUCUUACCAGCAUUCUCUCUCAAUGCACUGA